This is a messenger RNA of Somion occarium, 2316 nucleotides long. Lineage: Eukaryota; Fungi; Basidiomycota; Agaricomycetes; Polyporales; Cerrenaceae. The record is from the annotation of a GenBank genome assembly.
CGUUGAGGGGGUUGGCGUUGAGAGUGCUGAGGACGACGUCGGCACACUGAAUGUGCUGCUUUUGUCCUGCUGUACAGUUGUGGUCGAUGUGUUCCCACGACUAUGGGCGCUGCCGAAUGUCCAAGAAAGGAAACUUGAAGAGACUCUGUCAAGGACCUCUGGACUCACCGUUCCCAACAGCCAUGGCCUCCUCAAAAUCCCUAUCUCGUGAGCAAGUCGCAUCUGCUCAGGUACAAGGCGACUAUACCAUCAAGCCCGAAACUGCACAGCCAAAACUCGACACCUCCCAAUGGCCAUUGCUGCUGAAAAACUAUGACAAAUUGCUUGUUCGUUCAAGCCACUUCACUCCCAUUCCUACUGGAUGCAGUCCCCUUAAGCGGGACAUUCAGUCUUAUGUCAAGUCUGGUGUAAUCAACUUGGACAAACCUUCGAACCCCUCCUCUCAUGAAGUUGUCGCGUGGAUGAGGCGAAUCCUACGUGUAGAAAAGACAGGUCACAGCGGUACCCUCGAUCCAAAAGUCACUGGGUGCUUGAUCGUUUGCAUUGAUCGUGCAACCAGGCUCGUGAAGUCUCAACAAGGCGCAGGAAAAGAGUAUGUUGCCGUCCUUCGUCUACACUCCGCCCUUCCCAACCCUGCUUCCCUUCCUCGCGCAAUACAAACUCUCACUGGUGCUCUCUUCCAACGACCUCCACUGAUCUCUGCCGUCAAGCGUCAACUCCGUAUACGAACCAUCUACGAAUCUAAACUGCUCGAGUUCGAUGAAAGGCGUAACUUGGCCGUUUUCUGGGUCUCAUGUGAAGCCGGGACAUAUAUCCGAACGCUAUGUGUGCAUCUUGGUCUCGUGCUUGGUGUUGGUGGACAUAUGCAGGAGCUUCGACGAGUGCGCAGUGGUGCUUUGAGCGAGAACGAUGAUAUGGUGACUAUGCACGACGUGUUGGACGCACAAUGGCAGUACGACAAUACUCGUGAUGAAUCAUACCUUCGACGCGUCAUUCGACCGCUUGAGUCAUUGUUGGUUGGCUACAAGCGUAUCGUUGUCAAAGACAGCGCAGUUAAUGCCGUUUGUUACGGUGCAAAACUCAUGAUUCCUGGUCUCUUGCGAUACGAGGCCGACAUUACUCUAAACGAGGAGAUCGUUCUCAUGACGACAAAGGGUGAGGCGAUUGCUCUCGCUAUUGCUCAAAUGUCUACCGUCGAACUAGCAACGUGUGAUCACGGUGUUGUCGCAAAGGUCAAGCGGUGUAUCAUGGAACGUGACACUUACCCGCGAAGGUGGGGUCUCGGACCAAAAGCCAUGGAGAAGAAGAAGAUGGUCAAGGAGGGCAAGCUGAGCAAGUUCGGUGAGAAGAUUGAUGGCGUUACUCCAACAGAAUGGAGCAAAGACUACGUCGAUUACUCAAGAGAGCAACCCCCUGCUGGUCCAUCCACUGCUGCUGCGGCCGCUGCACCAGCACCAGCACCUGUAACAGAGGUUGAGGUUGAAAAGGCCCCAACCAGCCCAGUCAAAGAACAUAAGGAGAAGAAGCGCAAACGCAAGUCAGAAGUCCCGGAUGCUGACGGUGACGUUUCCAUGGUAGUGGAUGGGGACGAAGCAGGCGAGGAUGAGGCAGCGAAAGCGGAACGCAAGCGUCUGAAGAAGGAGAAGAAGGCGGCGAAGGAGGCAGCGGCAAAAGCUGAGGAAGAUGAGGAGGCGAAACGGGAACGGAAGAGACUGAAGAAGGAGAAGAAGGCAAAGGAGGCAGAGUCAUGAUACAGUCAGUAAUGAUGAUACGUCCCCGCUGUUAUCGUUAACUACUGGCUUCUUCGAGUUGCGAGUGUGUGCGUAUACGUGUACGUGUGCAUUUUGUUUGUCAGAUUUCCCUUGUAUAUCAUCUUUUUAUUCUUUUGCUAUAAUAGUCCCUCUUGGAUCGUCGUUCCUCGGGUCCUUCAGAGUCACUGAUUCAGGUUGUGGUCCUGUAGGGCUGCGCCAAUUUCACAUUGCUUUUCGCGGGAAGUCAGGCACUAGGGUCGAGGGUUACAAAUAUACUUAUACUCUUUGUCUUGUAUGUCUCUUCAUCGCCUCACUGCAGCCAGGGGACUCACAAGUAAGGAUUCACUAUUUCCCGUUCUCUCUUGCCUUUCACCUUUCACAAUACGUCCAAAUUUCAUCUCGGUGUCCUCGAACUGCAUCCCGUCCAUUGGUUACAUACGUAUUGUUCUCCGAAUCCGAUGUCUGAUUGGCACCUGUCCAACAAUCUCCAACAAUGUAAGUAGUCUCCGGUACGCAGACCAAUGACCGGUCUAUUUGCCAACAAUGCAUAUGCGGGUCACAUCUC